AUGGGUCCGUUGGCAGCUCCUGUUCUGGAAGGCCAUGACUGGAGCGCGCUUUGUGCCUGCAAAGCUUCCACCUGGUCUGUGCGCAGGGCUCCGGAAGAGGGCUGGGCCGCCUCUCCCCACACUGACUUUUCGGCCGCGGACUUCCGCGCUGCCGCAAACACCGAAUUCGGCCCGGGAACUCCCGGUCCAGCGCCGACUGCGCUGUCUCCCCAGCACCGCGCGACCCUGGACGGCUUCCCGCCUCCGCCCCUCCCGCUGCAGCCCACGCCCCAGCCACGGGGGGCAGGAGGCGGCAGUGGCCGGCCCUCCCCGUGCCCUUUUAAAAGCCUCCCAACCGAGGCCCCGCAGGGGGAUCCCGGCGGAGGAGGGAGCAGCACGCUGAGCUUCCGCAACAGUGCGCGGAGCGGAGCGCCCCGGGUUGCCCCUCCCACUGGUGCGGCCCGGCACUUCGGGUUCCCAGACGCUCUUGCUGCUGCCGUGGGGCUCCCCGCUUCCCCCGGCCAUGCGCCCCGGGUAGCGCGCCUGGGGCGCGGAGCCCACCUGGCGGCUCCCGCCGCUCGCCCUCGCCGCCGGCAUGCUGCACCCGCUGCUGCUCCAGCGCUCUGCCUGGCCGGCGGGCUACAGGUCGCCUGCGGCUGCCAGCUGCCCUCCGAGUGGAGACCCCUGAGCGAGGGCUGCCGAGCGGAGCUGGCCGAGAUCAUCGUGUAGGCCAAGGUGCUGGCGCUGCACGAGGAGAUGCACGGCCUGUACAGCUACCUGCCCUGGCAGUAUGAGGCCAGCGACGCGGGGCUCUUCUACUCCGCUGAGAUCGAGAUGCUGUGCGACCAGGCAUGGGGCAGCAUGCUCGAGGUGCCCGGGGGCUCCAGGCUCAACCUCACCGGCCUGGGCUACUUCUCCUGUCACUCCCACACCGUGGUCCAGGAUUACUCCUAUUUCUUCUUCCUCAGGAUGGAUGAGAACUAUAACCUCUUGCCUCAUGGAGUCAAUUUCCAAGAUGCCAUCUUUCCAGACACUCAAGAGAACAGAAGGAUGUUUUCUAGCCUUUUCCAGUUUUCAAACUGUUCACAAGGGCAGCAGUGGCAACUUUCUCAUGACUGGGAGGUUCAAGAAGACACUAGGGUCAUCCAGAGGACCCAAGGCAUGGUGGUUACUAAUAGACUUCCCACAGUACUUCUUCAUUCCAUGUGGACUCCUUCAAGGGCAGUGAGCAUCACAGCAUCCCUUGAACUUUGUCUGGCUGUGGUGAACGCAGUGCUGGCAUCUGGUGCCCAUUGUGGGCACAGGCGUGUGACUCAUUAAUGAACUGGAGAGGAAAGCAUGAGUGUUUUGUUACCUGGUAGUCACUACAUGAUGGAAAACUUGGAAAAAAUGGAACUGUUUAGAGGUGUACAGAGCUUUCAUUUACCUCAUCCUUCCUGCCAACCCUCUGUCAACCAAGAACCAUGUGGAAGAAACAAGGAAACACCAGGGAGAACAAUGUCUUCAACAGGUUGUAACCAUGUCAGACUUCAC
Molecule: messenger RNA, 1512 nt
Organism: Bubalus bubalis (water buffalo)
Lineage: Eukaryota; Metazoa; Chordata; Mammalia; Artiodactyla; Bovidae
Exons: 5
Biological process (GO): negative regulation of gene expression
Cellular component (GO): extracellular region
Source: RefSeq, a predicted model, not a curated record